Molecule: messenger RNA, 6072 nt
Organism: Megalops cyprinoides (Indo-Pacific tarpon)
Lineage: Eukaryota; Metazoa; Chordata; Actinopteri; Elopiformes; Megalopidae
Product: macrophage-stimulating protein receptor-like
Exons: 21
Coding region: 313-4461 (1382 amino acids)
Biological process (GO): cell surface receptor protein tyrosine kinase signaling pathway; multicellular organism development; phagocytosis
Cellular component (GO): membrane; signaling receptor complex
Molecular function (GO): protein binding; ATP binding; transmembrane receptor protein tyrosine kinase activity
Source: RefSeq, a predicted model, not a curated record
CAUAGACAAACCUUGCUCUGAAGAGGACUGCCGGUUACGGGACAGUUUUUGGAAUUAAAAAUUCAUGUUACAAAAGCAGCAAUUGCAACAAGCCUUUAAAAAACAAAAAUAGAAACUCGGCAUAUAAAAAGUACGAGAUCAGCAACGUAUUGGAGUAUUUUCCUGGUGAAGUCUACGUGGGAAUUUUAAUAUGCUGUGAAACUGCGAAUGAGCCAGAGGGACUUCUUAAAAAGUGUUUCGAUAAGACCUCUGCCUGUCCUCAGGAUGAUGUGGAGGAGGAGCCUCGUUUGUCAGUCUGCCUGUAGGUAAUGGAUGUUGCCCGUGUCUGAUCGGCUCCCUUUGCUCAGUGUGGAGAUGGUUCCUAAGGCCAGGCUGCUGGUGUCAUGGAUCUGCGUACAAACUCUCCUGGCCACGGCCCUUGGUAUCUGUCCUAUGGCACCUCGCAGAGCUGUGAAUUUCUCUGUCACCUACAAUGUGUCAUACUUCCAGGCAGCAGGCUCCAUACAAAACAUUUUGGUUAAUUCACAGUCUAAUGAGGUCUACGUGGCCUCUCGGAAUGUUAUUGAGGCUGUGAACUCCAGCCUGGUGAAGAUCUGGGACCUGCGCACAGGACCCGUGGGCAGCCCUGAGUGUGAAAUCUGUAGCUUGUGUGACAUUGAAAUGGAUCCCAAACAUUUAGAGGACACAGACAAUGAAGUCUUGCUGUUGGACCCGCAGCCCUAUCUUCCUUAUUUGUACACCUGUGGGAGCUCUCAGCAUGGGGUUUGUUAUUUCCACGAGCUUGAAAUAGAUGGUAGACGGCCCUCCUCUUCAAAAUGUCUGUUUAAAAAGGAGUCUAACUCCCCGGAUCAUUGCCCAGACUGCUUGGCCAGUCCUCUUGGCACCAAGGUCAGCAUUGUUGUGGAGGGGCAGACUGCCUUUUUCUUUGUGGCGGCCACAGUGGAUGAGCGUGUGACCAAGAGCUAUGGCAGGAAGUCCAUAUCGGUGCGACGGCCUCUGGCAACUGAGGAUGGCUUCGACACGGACGUGCACGGCCUCACCGUGCUGCCAGGUCUGCGCGGGUCCUAUCGCAUCGACUAUGUGUACAGCUUCUCCACGGAUGAGUUUGUGUACUUCCUGUCCGUGCAGCGGGAGAAUCCGGAGGUGGGGUCCUCGCGGUUUCAGACCAGGCUGGGUCGGCUGCCGAGCCGGGACUGGGAGAUGUGGAGGUACAGGGAGGUGGUCCUGGAGUGCCGCUUCGAACCCAAGCGGAGGAGGAGGAGCGCGAGCUACCAUGAUGUGAUCUACAAUGGGCUCCAGGCAGCGCACUUCGGCAAUGCUGGAAAGGAACUCGCAGACGAGCUAGGCGUGGAGGAGACAGACGACAUCCUCUAUGGGGUGUUUGCCGUGACCAGCGACACAGGGGAGCCCACUGAAGACUCGGCCCUGUGUGCCUUCCCCAUGGACCAUGUGAACAGGGCCAUUGAUGCCGGCGUGGAGGCCUGCUGCCACUCCAGCCCUGAGCAGCUUUCCCGCGGCCUCUGCCACUUCCAGGCCUGCGAGAGCUGCCCACACGAGAGCAUGGAAAACAAUGCUACCUGCGCUGAGAAGCCCACCAUGGUAUCACAGCCCUACUACAAGGUGGACCUCUUCAACAGGCAGAUGAAAGGUGUCCUGCUGACCUCUGUGCUGGUCACCACAAUUGGGGACAAGACUGUGGCACAUAUGGGGACCAAAGAUGGACGGCUUCUGCAGGUUGUCCUAAGAAGAUCCAACCCAGUCAUCUUUGCCAAUUACUCCCUGGCAGAGAACCAGAAAGUGUCCCCAAUCGCCUCUGUGCAGUCAGAAGACUCCUUGCUGUUUGUGGUGGGAAACAAGAUGUUCAGCGUGCCGCCUAGGGGCCCGGGCUGUAGACACUUCCUCACUUGCAGCGCGUGCCUCACCGCGCCUGCAUUCAUGGGCUGCGGCUGGUGCUCGGAAUUUUGCUCCUGGCAGAAAGAGUGCAGCAGCAAGUGGAAUAAUGAGACCUGCCCACCUGUCGUCAGGGAGUUCUUCCCAAAGAUGGCACCCCCUGAUGGUGAAACGGAGCUUACAUUAUGCGGUUGGGAGUACCCUCUUCGACCUGCCAUCACACCCAAUGCUUACCUGGUGAAGGUGGGACAGACUCCCUGUGAAGUACUGGGGAAGAGUAACAGCACACAGCUGGUGUGCAGGAUUCAGCCUACGGUCAUGAAGGAGGACAUGCCCGUCCUCAUCACUGUGGAGGUGCACGAAGGGAAGGUGGAGGGACACUACUCCAUCGAUGGGAGAACCCAAAUACAAGGAUUCACCUUUGUGGUGCCUGACGUCACAGAGAUCACCCCCGACUAUGGGCCACUAGUCGGAGGCACCAUGAUCACGGUGAAGGGGCACCACCUGGGUGCUGGAAGCAGCAGGAGUGUCACUCUGGAUGAGGUGCCCUGUCAGUUUGAAAGUGUCUCAACAAUCAGCGGAAAUGUGUCCUCUAUCGUCUGCCUCUCAAAGGGUGUGGGGGGAGUGAGAGAUGCCACCCUGAAGGUGUAUGUUGACAAAUCCAGGCUGCCCACCACCACAGUGUUCCACUACAGGGAAAACCCUGUAAUCACCCAGGUGCUCCCAUCUUGCAGCUUCAACAGAGGUUCCAAGAUCACCAUCACAGGGAGGCAUCUGGAUUCUGUCUACAGGCCUGUCAUUCGCUUUACACCCAGUGGCCAGCGGAAGACUGUGUACACAUAUUGUAACGGUACGGUGAGUCCUACGCGGAUGGAGUGUGUGACCCCACGAUUUCCUAAGGAGGAGACAGAAAAGGGACAGCUCUCUUUCGACAUGGAUGGAGCUGUUGGACUUUGGACCCAGGACUUCACAUAUCACCCUUACGCUGCACCCAUCCCCUUCGAAUUUGAGGGCAACACGUUGCAGCUGUAUCAUGGGCAAAAUGAGGUGUCCCUACAUCACAAGAAAUUGAAUCUUGUUACUUCCUGCAUGAAUAUCACCAUGACAGUGGGGGGAGUGGACUGUAAGGCUGAAGUCCUGGAAAAUGAAAUCACCUGCAGGAUUCCCAAAAACCUGACCAUCCCCGGCAAAGGUCUGCCUGUGAUGGUCUAUGUCAACGGGCAGGAGCAUUACGUGGGCAGGGUUGUCAUCGUCAGUAACAAUGUUGUGGUAGGCAUGGUUCUGGGCGUUUUUUUCGCACUGGUGACGGGAGCUGUGAUGGCCUUUUUCAUCAUGAAUCACAUGAGGAAGAAGAAGAAAGCUGCCCUGGCGGAGAACCGUCUGUCUUAUUUCUCCAACCGGACCAGGAACAGCAGUAAUUCAGACCCAUCUCCCGCUGGUGACUACAGACGAGAGCUGUCCUCCAACAGGACAUCUGGGUCAGGAGCGAUGGCCUUCGCCGGACUGGCCUAUGCCAGCAGCUUCGACACUGUGCUGGUCCCCCUCAUGCACCAGGACAAAAUUUCCAUCACCAGCCUACGGCCGGAGCUCCUGGAGGAAGUGAAGGAUGUGCUGAUCCCGGCCGAGACGCUAAACGUGCAGCACCAGAGGAUCAUCGGGAAGGGUCACUUUGGGACAGUGUACCAUGGCUAUCUCACAGACCAGAACAACCAAGAAAUCCACUGUGCAGUGAAGUCCUUGAAUAGGAUCACAGAUGUGGAGGAGGUGGAGCAGUUUCUGCGAGAGGGCAUCCUGAUGAAGGGCUUCCACCACCCUAAUGUGCUCUCCCUGCUGGGCAUCCUGCUACCUCAGGAAGGGCUCCCCCUGGUGGUGCUGCCCUACAUGAAGCACGGCGACCUUCGCCACUUCAUCCGCUCCGAAAAGAGGAAUCCCACUGUGAAAGACCUGAUUGGCUUUGGGCUUCAGGUUGCCAAGGGGAUGGAAUACCUGGCCCAGAAAAAGUUUGUGCAUAGAGACCUUGCAGCACGUAACUGCAUGCUGGAUGAGUCAUAUACUGUGAAGGUGGCUGACUUUGGCAUGGCACGUGACGUUUUGGACAAGGAGUAUUACAGCGUUCAAGACCAAAGAAAGGCUAAGCUUCCAAUCAAGUGGAUGGCCAUUGAGAGCCUACAGACACAGAAGUUCACAACCAAGUCAGACGUGUGGUCCUUUGGAGUCUUGAUGUGGGAGAUGCUGACCAGGGGAGCAAGCCCCUAUCCUGAGGUGGACCCCUAUGACAUCACACACUACCUGCUGAAGGGGCGCAGGCUUCCUCAGCCACAGUUCUGCCAUGACUCUCUGUACGCCAUCAUGCUCCAGUGCUGGAACCCUGAGCCAGAGAUGAGGCCUACCUUUGCCACCCUUGUGUCAGAGGUGACGAAGAUCCUGUCUGGCAUGGAGGGGGACCACUACAUCAACCUCAAGGUCACAUACGUCAAUCUGGACCAGCCCCGCCCUUAUCCCGCCCCACCGGAGUCUGCCGAUGAGGGCGGGUCUGACAGUGCAGCUAGCCCAGGCUCCACCUCUGCCUGAGGGGCCCAGCGAUGGACAUUUACAUUUACAUUUAUUUAUUUAGCAGACACUUUUACCCAAAGCGACUUACAAAAGUGCAUGGACAUGGGGCCACCAGCGCUCAGAACAGCCAAAACAUGUAUCGUGGCACGGGCCAUGUGCCACCCCCCCAUGCCAUGAUACUCCACUGGUCAAUGGAAAGAGGAGCCGUCCCCUCAUGAACUUGUGCUACGUGACAUGGCAUCAAGUGACACUCAGUGGAAUGGCCAUAAACUCAUUUCAAGAGAGCGGUCACCUCAAGACUGCCUUGAAAGGGAUGGUUGACACCUCUCAAUCUGUGUUUAAUUCUGUAAUGCGUUUACAUUGUUUGCUGCACUUUGUGUCUUAUUUGCUGCAAUGUGUGUCUUAAAGGGAUGUUAUUUAGUUUUUUUUUCACAGGAACAGAGGGGGCUGUUUGAAACCUCUCUUGUCCUCCUCAAGUGCAAGCAGCAUAGCAGGAGAAAAGCUACGCUAGGCUAAAGCUAAGACUGAAGACUUGAAGUGUGGAUGUACAGUAUAUUUGGCUCAGGAAUUUUGUUAUAAGAAUAUGUUUUUGUAUUUCAAAAUUGAUUGCUAAUUUUAUAAUUGCCCCUACUGAUUCUAAGCACUCGAUUCUGGUCCAGAGAUAUGUCUGAAUAAAUACACUGUAAGUACUAGAAAACACAAAUGAGGUGGACUUUUGUAUAGUGCAUAAAGUGCAUACAUUUUGCAUUCCAUAUUCAUUUUCUCUCCAUUACUCUCAAAGGCUUCUUAUUCUCAGGUUAUAGGGGCAAUAAUGCUCUGCUGUUACUUGAUUAACUUGUUGAGCAUAUGCUAAUAGGAAGUAGCGCUGUGUUUCUCAGGGUGUGGUUACAGCAGACAGAUUUCCCUCACCCUUGUGUGACAAAGAGAGCCGUGUGUGACUCCUUACUGGAGACUUUGCACAGUAAAUAGUCAAAUCUCAAACAGCAAACUGAAGCCAUUAUCAGGUGGCUAUUCUCCAAUCAGAUAAUGCCUGCAGAAAUCUUUUCUUUUACGUGACCAAUCUGUCUGGCUACGUGCAAAAAAGGCACAUACACAUGUGUGUACGCACCGACAUGUAUAGAUUUGCAAGCAUGCACUCAUGCACAGCCUUGAAUCAAGGGAGAUAAGCUAGCUUACUGUUUAUCCUUUCUCUCAGUAGAGUUUCUUUCCCUGGGAGGGGCAGCAGUGUGAGAUUAUGACAGCAGGCAGGGCCUGGCUAACUUCUUCCACCCACUGUGAAAGAGUUGAUGUUGAGUUGACUAAACAAGUCUUCUACAGGUUAGUUGUUUUCUAAUGUCUAGCCCUCUCUGGCAAAACAUGCAUAGGCUUGAAGACCAUCUCAUAAAUCUGUGUGAAGACUGACUUGUCAGGGUUUGUGACAGAAUGGGAUCUUUUCUGAAUUUUUUUCUCAGCACAUCUGAAAACUGCAUGUCCCUAUGUCCUUUUGAGCACCCAUGGAAAUCACUCACUCACACACACACACACACACACACACACACACACACACACACACACACACACACACACACAAUCACCAGUAGGUUAUUAUUUAAAGUGUGACGGACUGAAAAUGAAUUUAAUUUUCAUGCU